Molecule: messenger RNA, 2794 nt
Organism: Fukomys damarensis (Damara mole-rat)
Lineage: Eukaryota; Metazoa; Chordata; Mammalia; Rodentia; Bathyergidae
Gene: Trmt5
Product: tRNA methyltransferase 5
Exons: 5
Coding region: 125-1645 (506 amino acids)
Biological process (GO): mitochondrial tRNA methylation; tRNA N1-guanine methylation
Cellular component (GO): mitochondrial matrix; cytoplasm
Source: RefSeq, a predicted model, not a curated record
UCUUACCUCACCCGGGCGGGAAGAAUGGUCGAGGUCUGAUGACGCGCGCUCCCUCCGUGGCGAACAGAGAUGACGUUGCCGCGGGCCACUCCACUUACCAUCCAUUUCCGAUCCGCACCGGAGCAUGAGUAUCUUAUGGAGGCCAUUUGGAUUCUCAAGACUUUUGAAAGUAGAAAGGUUUAACCCAACUGAAUCCGAAUUGUUGAUUCCGCUAGCAUGGACAGCGCUUCCACAGAAGCUUAGGAAAACACUUGGUAUUUUCUUGUUGGAUCAAAGAAAAAGAUUCUCAGCCAUGCCAGAAAUGGAAACAAAUAAAAGGGACUCUGAACUGUUUUCACCACCCUCUGAUGUUCGAGGAAUGACAAAACUUGAUAGGACAGCUUUUAAAAAGACAGUCACCAUUCCAGUGCUUAAAGUGAAGAAAGAAAUAGUCAGCAGGUUGAUGCGAUCCCUUAAAAGGGCAGCACUGCAGCGCCCGGGAAUAAAACGUGUGAUUGAAGAUCCAGAAGAUGAAGAAUAUAGAUUAAUUAUGUUGGAUCCCUAUAAAAUACUUACGCAUGAUUCCUUUGAAAAAGCAGAACUCAGUAUUUUAAAUCAGCUUAAUGUCAGUCCACAGAUAUCUAAAUAUAAUUUGGAACUAACUUAUGAAAACUUUAAGUCAGAAGAGAUCUUGAGAGCUGUGCUUCCUGAAGGUCAAGAUGUGGUUUCAGGGUUUAGCAGAGUGGGACAUAUUGCACACCUGAACCUUCGAGAUCAUCAGCUACCAUUCAAGCAUUUAAUUGGUCAAGUUAUGAUUGACAAAAAUCCAGGAAUCACCUCAGCAGUAAAUAAAAUCAAUAAUAUUGACAAUACAUACCGAAAUUUUGAAAUGGAAUUGCUAUCUGGAGAAGAGAAUAUGAUGACCAAGGUUCGAGAAAACAACUAUACUUAUGAAUUUGAUUUUUCAAAAGUGUAUUGGAAUCCUCGCCUCUCUACAGAACACAGCCGUAUCACAGACCUUCUCAAAUCUGGGGAUGUUUUAUUUGAUGUAUUUGCUGGGGUUGGGCCUUUUACCAUUCCAGCGGCAAGGAAAAACUGCACUGUGUUUGCCAAUGAUCUCAAUCCUGAAUCCCAUAAAUGGCUGUUGCACAAUUGUAAAUUAAAUAAAGUGGGCCAAAAGGUAAAGGUCUUCAACUUGGAUGGGAAAGACUUCCUCCAAGGACCAGUCAAAGAAGAGUUACUGCAGCAGCUGGAACUGUCAGAAGAAAGAAAAUCCUCCAUCCACAUUGUCAUGAACUUGCCAGCAAAGGCUAUAGAAUUUCUCAGUGCUUUCAGAUCGCUUUUAGAUGGGCAGCCAUGCAGCAGUGAACUCCUUCCCAGAGUGCACUGUUACAGUUUUUCCAAAGAUGUUAAUCCUGCUGAGGAUGUGCGGCAACGAGCUGGAACUGCAUUAGGUGUUUCCUUGGAGGCAUGCAGUUCAAUUCACCCAGUAAGAAAUGUGGCCCCUAACAAAGAAAUGCUGUGCAUCACCUUUCAGAUCCCGGCUACUGUACUCUACAAGAACCAGACCAUCAGACUAGAGGAUCAUGAAGAUCUACCUGUUAAACGGCAGAAGACAGAUGAUGCCUUUUCAGAAGAAAAAACAGAAACUGUUUCAAACACUUAAUUGGAAAUGUUUUCUCCAUUUUACCAGUAUGUAGUAAAAUAUAAUUUGUAUAGUUCCAUAAAAAUUUAAUAUUGAACUCUCAGGUAUUUUACUCUGUCUUGUUAUCAAAUUAAAAUUUGGAUGAAAACUAUUUUUUUUAUCUAAGUCAUACUAUAUAAUUGUAUUAGGUAGCUUUUCUUUUGCUGUGACACAAUACCCAGCUGAAUUUGGCUCAUGUUUUCAGGAGAUUCAGUACAUAGUCAGCAGGCUCCGAGGCAGAAACAUGAUGGUAGACAGGCAGGGCAGAACAAGCUGUUUAGUUCCUGGUGGCCAGGAGACAGAGCAGGGGAACAGUGCAUGAGAGACAUGGGCUAGGGACCAUAGGAAGUGGCCAAGGCCAUGCUCCCGUGACCCACCCAGACACCCUGGAGCAUGCUUUACUAAUCAGGCAUUUCCUAAUCCAAGGAAGCUGACAAAUCAGGACUUAUGGUCGCAAUAAUUAUUUUAUAAUCUAAACUAUAUCUAAUUUUUUAUUAGAUAAAUAUACUUAAUGGUGCAUGCACGUAAUCCCAGUGACUUGUGACGCUCAGACAGGAUUGUGAAUGUGAGGCCUGUCUAGACAAUAUGACAAGACCUUGCCUCAAAAAAACUAAAAAGGAUAAAUAUGCUUAAAUAUUGUCAGUCUCUUGGAAAGAUAGUUUUUAGGUACUUGUGUACUGUUACAAUAAAAAAGCACUGAUACCAUUUCAUAGUUAUCCUUUAUUGAACAGUAUAGUAAUUUUACAUAACUACACCAGUUAUUACAAUAAAGGUGAUAAAAACUGAGGUUAUUUUCAUCAUGGAUAGGCAGACUACAUCCUGCAGGCCAAGUCUGGCCCACCAUUUGUUUGUAUGGCUUGAGACCUGACAAUGUUCCUACAUUUUCAAAUGGUUUAAAAACAAAACAAUGAUAUUUUGAGACAUGUGAAAAGUCUGAAAUUUGAGAGAGCACUAAAAAUGAAGGAAAGAGGUAGGGAAGGAAGGAAAGAAGAAAGAAAAGAGAGGGAAGGCAAAAAGUAUCCAGGGAAAAUAAACAAGACUAUUGGACUUUCCAAAGAACAGUUAAGAGUUAAGGAUAAUGGAAACAAUAUCAAUAGUCAAUUAAAAGGGCAAAUAAUUCUGAAUAGCUUU